Molecule: messenger RNA, 960 nt
Organism: Brenthis ino (lesser marbled fritillary)
Lineage: Eukaryota; Metazoa; Arthropoda; Insecta; Lepidoptera; Nymphalidae
Source: the annotation of a GenBank genome assembly
AUGUCUUUGAAUUCUUGUAAGUCACAUAUAAAAGAAUAUUGUUCUAAAUGCUCAUUCGCUGGAGUUCAUUUUGUAGCUGAUGACACAAAACAUUGGACUGAAAGGUGGCUUUGGAUAGGGCUUAUUGUUCUCUCUUGGUACGGCUCUGGCCUUCUAAUUAUUUCUGCUUGGAAUGCAUUUAUGCAGAAUCCUAUUAGUUUUGGCGUAGAAACAACGUAUACAGAUUGGGAUACUAAGCUGCCCACUGUCGCAAUUUGUGAAUUAUCAAAUUUCGAAAAAAUUUACAAUGUCUCGGAUACAAUAUGGACACCAAAUCAUCUCCUGGAUCUUGAAGACGUCUUAAAAGACAUUGCCUACUUUCAAGGGGUUGCCUACAGUCUUAUUGAAGUAUGCUUUAUAUCAAAAGCGCACAAUCCGCUUUGUCCACUUUCCAAUUAUAGCUAUUAUGCUCAACUAGUUCGCAGUUCAUGUCCGGAGAUAUUGAAAAAUUGCUCCUACAAUGACAAGGAGUUUGACUGCUGCGAAUACUUUCAACCAAUAGAAACUGAUCUUGGCACUUGCUACAUAAUUAACUCCAUACAAACAAAGAAACCGAAACCGUAUCCAAUGAUAAGUAAUAUGAAAAAGAAGCGAGGUAUCCUUAAAUUUCAAGUAUUAUUAACUUCAAUGAUGUACACACUAGGAGAAGAUGAAAUUCCGAGUAUAACAACUUUAUAUUCGUCGAGCUUAAAAAUAAUGCUUGGAAAAAUAUAUAGACGUCAAGUAAUAGUAAGAAAUAUUGAAAAUGAUCCACUAAUAAAGGAAACAACGCCUCAACAGCGUGCUUGCCGUUUCCAUGACGAAAACGAGGCUGGACUCUACCCGCACUAUUCUUACAGUGCAUGUAAUAUUUUGUGUAGGAAACGGGCGCAAAUGGACCUCUGCAAGUGUAACGACCACUUCAUGCUCGGUUCCAGUACU